This is a messenger RNA of Dovyalis caffra, 195 nucleotides long. The record is from the annotation of a GenBank genome assembly. Lineage: Eukaryota; Viridiplantae; Streptophyta; Magnoliopsida; Malpighiales; Salicaceae.
AUGGCUACUUCAACUUCCUCAGUUGAGGUCUUGAUGGAAAAAUUGAAGUCUUUGUUUGGUGAAAUUGUACAAGAGGAGGCAGUAAGGUUUGAAAGUAAAGUGGAUAACUGGGUAGCUGUUAAGGUUCGUGAGGUUAGUGAUUUUUUUGGGAACAACAAAGAUGAAAAAGGGUUAAGGGUCGCGACCACUAAAUGA